This is a messenger RNA of Humulus lupulus (European hop), 3368 nucleotides long. RefSeq names its product receptor-like protein EIX2. The record is from RefSeq and is a predicted model, not a curated record. NCBI's taxonomy places the organism in Eukaryota, Viridiplantae, Streptophyta, Magnoliopsida, Rosales, Cannabaceae. The transcript is spliced from 2 exons. Bases 818 to 3160 code for a protein of 780 amino acids. Gene Ontology annotation, molecular function: protein binding.
GUUCGUCGGCUGAAGAGGUAUCCUCGCAUGGAAGUGAUAUUCGUGGUUCUUCUCUGUCAUUGCAUAUCAAGCAUGAGUGGUACUACCUUUGGUUGCAUAGAAAGAGAGAGACAAGCUCUCCUAAGCUUGAAACAAAGCUUUUCAAGAUCCUUCACACAAGUUGUCCUCCUGGCAAGGUCAAGAUUGCUGCCAAUGGAAAGGAGUAGCCUGCAAUCAAACCACGGGUCAUGUUGUCAAGCUUCAUCUCAGAUCCUCAUCAAUGGAUUUCUCAUAUUCACCUUUCAACAGAUAUAAUACACUUUCCCCAUGGCCUUUGUUGCCUGACUUACAAGCUAAUGAGGUGAGCUCUAGUUUGUUGGAGCUGCAACAUCUCAACUACUUGGACCUCAGCGGAAACAACUUCAGUUCUAGUAGGAUUCCCAACUUCUUUGGCUCAAUGAAGAAUAUGAAGUAUUUGAAUCUGUCUUUUGCAAACUUUAGUGGAAAUAUUUCUCUUCAAUUUGGAAAUCUUACUAGCUUGCAAGUGCUUGAUCUUCAAGGUCUUUUCGGUGUUAGUAAUCCUACUUUCCAGUGGGCUUCAAAUCUUUUGUCUCUCCAAUACCUUGAUAUGAAUUGGGUAAACUGUUGGAAUGCAUCAGAUUUAAUGCAGGUACUUACCAACCUUCCUUCUCUGUCACAUAUCAGCCUAUCUGAUUGUAGACUAAAUAUGGUCAAUUUUCCUUGGCGUUCGAUCAAUUCCACAUUCUCUGCCAGUGUUCGAUACCUAGACCUUUCCAUGAAUUUUCUUGGAAGAUAAAUUCUUAAUGAUCUCAAAAAUAUGACUUCUCUUGAAGUACUUGAUCUUUCAAAUACCUUUUAUGUUAGUAGUUCCUCAAUUCCAACCUGGUUGGGUGAUUUUAAGAGCCUUGUUUACCUUAAUCUUGCAUGGAAUAAUUAUGAUAGCUUUGAAGGAGAAGGUGGCUUGGUCUAUAUAAUAAAUAAUGCUUGUUCGUUGAAGUCAUUAGAUUUGUCAGACAACACAAUUGGAGAAGUGUUAGAUCUUCAUCAAAUAAAUUCAACCAAAUGUGCCAAAUAUAAUCUAGAGUCAUUAAACUUAGCAUAUAACAAAAUGAGUGGUCCUUUGUCUAGUUGGUUAGAAGAACUAAAAUCCUUAAGAUACCUUGAUCUUUCCAGGAAUAUAUUUCACGGUCCAAUACCAUCUUCACUUGGAAAAUUUUCAAAUUUGGAAUUUUUAGAGCUAUCAUAUAACAAGCUAAUUGGGUCGAUUCCUGAAUCCUUGGGAAGAUUGUCAAGUUUGAGAGGAAUUCUUCUGUCAAAUAAUCAGUUGACUGGGAUUAUUCCACAAACAAUUGGGAAAUUGUCAAUCUUAGAGGGGUUGGAUCUUUCAUAUAACAAUUUGAAUGGGGUCAUUCCACAAACACUGGGAAAAUUGUCAUUGUUGAGCUGGUUAGAUCUUUCUAGAAAUCAAUUAAAUGGAAGCUUUCCUAAAUCACUUUGGAAAUUAGUUUCCCUAACAUUCUUGGAUAUAUCAUCAAAUUCCUUGCAAGGUAUUAUAUCUGAGGAUGACUUUGCUAAUCUUUCAAGGUUGAAAAGUUUGUUAAUUGGUUCCAACAAUUUCUCAUGGUAUAUGAAUUCAAAUUGGAUCCCUCCUUUUAGUCUUGAUCACAUCAACAUGGCUUCUUGCAAAGUUGUAGGGUCUCAUGAGUUCCCUCAAUGGCUUCAAACACAAAGAGAGGCAACUGAAUUGAAUCUCUCAAAUGCUAAUAUUGUUGGAACAUUUCCAAAUUGGCUUCAUAGCAUGUCAAAGAUGGUCUUUUUGGAUCUCUCUAUGAACCAAAUCAGUGGGCAGCUUCCAAAGAAUGUUGGCCCCAUGCCUUUUUUAUUGACUCUAAAUCUUGGCAACAACUUGAUAAAUGGUUCAAUUCCAGAAUCAUUAUGCGAACUAGAACGUUUGAUCACUCUAGAUCUCUCGAGAAACAAGCUUUCUGGGAUAUUGCCUCACUGUUGGAGAGAGAGCCAAAUCGUGAAAGUCAUCAAUCUAUCACACAACAACUUGUCAGGGACUAUUCCAUGCUCAAUGGGGAAAUUAUUACAGUUGAGACGGUUGCAUAUGAACGAUAAUCAUCUUAAUGGGGAACCUCCUUUGGCUUUAAGGGGUUGCUCUGAAAUGAUGCUUCUUGAUCUUGGUGAUAAUAACUUUUCUGGACCUCUACCAACUUGGAUUGGAGGAGAUAGCUUCCUAAACAUAACAAUUUUGAGGCUACGCAACAACAUGUUUAGUGGAAGUAUCCCUUUAAGCUUUUGCAAGCUCUCUGUGCUGAAAAUUUUAGAUCUUGCAAAUAACAAUUUGAGAGGAAAAAUUCCUCAUUGCUUUGGCAAUCUCACUGGAAUGAUUGUUGAAAGAAAUUAUUCAAGUUUAAUUGAUGAAAGGGCUCCUCCCGGUGUUGAAUAUGGAACUGGAUGGGGAAAAAAGAAGGUUUCGCAGGUGAUGAAAGGAAGAGACUUAGAGUAUACAAAAAUACUUCUACUUCUUGAUAAUUUGGACCUCUCAAGCAAUAAGUUAGUUGGGAUAAUUCCAGAAGAGCUAUGUGUGCUAUCUGCCUUGCGUGGUUUGAAUUUGUCCCAUAAUCAUUUGUCAGGCAAUAUUCCUAACAAUAUUGAAGAGUUGAAGUCCUUGGAGUCUCUUGACCUUUCAAACAACAAACUUUUUGGUGAAAUUCCACAAAGCAUGUCCAAAUUGUUAUCACUAAACAAGCUCGACUUGUCUUACAACAAUCUGUCAGGCAAAAUUCCAACAGGAGCUCAACUUCAAACGCUGGAUGAUCCAAAUAUCUAUGUUGGCAACAAUGAACUGUGUGGAACCCCAUUGCGAAAGAAAUGUUCUGGAGAUGAUGAUCGGAGAAAAAUUUCACCAACGACCAAUGCCCACGAAGAUGAUGAUGACUACAAAGAUAGUAGGAUCGAAAGAAUAUGGUUUUACUCUAUGGUAACACUUGGAUAUGCAACUGGAUUAUGGGGAGUAAUUGGGAGUCUGGUUUUCAAUAGAAACUGGAGGCAUGCUUUUUUUCGUUUCACUGAAAACUCCAUGGAUUGGAUUCUUGUGACAGUAGAAGUGAAAAUUGGGAGACUGAAGAAGAGCAUCAUGAAGUGGACCAACUAAUAAAGAUGUCUAUUGAUAACAUGUAUUCCUCUGUGUGUAAUUGGCUCUUAAAUAUUGCAUAGGUAGUCUUCAUCUGUAUGUACUUCAUAGGACGAUCGAUUCUCUCACUUUUGUGUAUUUCAUCUUAAUUUAUGUUGUCUUGUAUUGUUUAAGUUGUAACAUAUUGCCACAAUAGUUUGUCAAAAUACAUAAACUAGUUUGUCAAAGA